This is a messenger RNA of Plasmopara halstedii, 177 nucleotides long. RefSeq lists its product as uncharacterized. The transcript is spliced from 2 exons. Lineage: Eukaryota; Oomycota; Peronosporomycetes; Peronosporales; Peronosporaceae. Bases 1 to 177 code for a protein of 58 amino acids. The record is from RefSeq and is a predicted model, not a curated record.
AUGCACCUCUUCGUAUUGGCGCACCAUGUAGUCCCGUUGCAGUUCAUAUGUCCAGCUGAUCCAUUACAAAGUAUGCAACGAAGUGAUAUCGCACCUCGCCCCGUGUUCAGUAACACACAGGGGAUGAGUCGCUCGAUCCGAGCGCUUCUCACUAACAAUCUACCUUACCAGCUAUGA